AUGUCAUGGCAAGCGUACGUCGACAAUAACCUAGUGGGCACGGGCAAGAUCUCCAAAGCAGCCAUCCUCGGUCUGCAAGGAGGCGUUUGGGCAGCUUCUUCCGGCUACACAGCGAGUAUCUCACCAGAGGAGCAGAAAGCGCUCACGGCGGGAUACGUCAAUUCGGAUGGUGUGCAGGCCAAUGGGGUCAGGCUAGGCGGUCAGAAGUUCUUCUGCCUGCAAGCCAACAAGGAGAGCAUCUACGGCAAGAAAGGCGGCGACGGUGUCGUGACGGCAAAGUGCAUCCAGUGCAUUCUCGUGGGCGAGUACGCUGCGCCGACUCAGCCCGGAGAGGCGACAAAGGUCGUCGAAGGUCUGGCAGACUACCUGCGAGGUGCUCAUCAUGUCGACGACGUGCAGUGA
This is a messenger RNA of Mixia osmundae IAM 14324, 402 nucleotides long. RefSeq lists its product as uncharacterized. The coding region runs from base 1 to 402 and encodes 133 amino acids. The transcript is spliced from 5 exons. Gene Ontology annotation, molecular function: actin monomer binding. Lineage: Eukaryota; Fungi; Basidiomycota; Mixiomycetes; Mixiales; Mixiaceae. Gene Ontology annotation, cellular component: cell cortex. The record is from RefSeq and is a predicted model, not a curated record.